CCGGCGCGGCGGAGGGCGCAGGUAGCGCUGCCGGCGGAGCGCGCAGGGCCGGGGGGGCCAUGGGGAAGGUGCAGCUCUUCGAGAUCCGCCUGGGCGACAGCCGCGUCGUGUUCGGCCCCGGCGAGCCGCUGGCGGGCACCGUCACCGUGCGGCUCUCGGGCUCGCUGCAGUACCGAGCCAUCAAGGUGAGCUGCGUUGGAUCCUGUGGGGUAUCUAACAAGAUCAAUGACACAGCAUGGACUGUGGAGGAGCAGUACUUUAACAGCACACUGUCUCUGGCAGACAAAGGGAUCCUGUCAGCUGGAGAGCACAACUUUCCCUUCCAGUUCCUGCUGCCAGCCUCUGCUCCUACAUCCUUUGAAGGCCCUUUUGGCAAGGUCCUCCAUCAGGUGAAGGCUGUGAUAGACACACCUCGCUUCUCCAAGGACUACAAGUGCAGCAAGAUUUUCUACAUUCUCUGCCCUCUCAACUUGAAUGACAUCCCCGACAUUGAGCAGCCCAACACUAUGUCAAUCACCAAGAAGUUCAACUACAAGCUUGUGAAAAGUGGUAACAUCAUCCUGACUGCCACCUCAGAUCUGAAAGGGUACAUCGUGGGCCAGGCCAUCCAGCUCCGCACCGACAUCGAGAACAAGUCGGGCCGGGACACAGGGGCUGUGGUAGCCAGUCUGCUCCAGAAAGUGGCUUAUAAAUCCAAGCGCUGGAUUUAUGACCUCAGAACCAUCGCAGAGGUGGAAGGCUCAGGAGUGAAAGCCUGGAAAUGUGCAGAGUGGAAGGAGCAGAUCCUUGUUCCAGCACUGCCCCAGUCCAUUCUGCAGGGCUGUAGCCUCAUCCAUAUUGACUACUACAUCCAAGUGUCCCUCAAGUCUCCAGAGGUUUCAGUCACGCUCCCCAUUUACAUCGGUAACAUUGCUGUGAACAGGGUGCCCCUGAGCCCCUCCCGGCCCAUCCAGCACGUCCCAUCUGCAGUGGUACCCAGUGCCCCCCCGGAGGAAGAGGAGGCUGCCAGCGGUUACCACUCCAUGGACAAUGUCUCCAUCCCCACCAAAAGCCAUUCCCAGCAGCAGCCAUUUAGCUAUGCCCCAGGACUGAGCUUCCAGGAGAUACGGGUGGACUCAGAGCAGACGGGCUCCCCAAACCACCCCACACUCUGCCUGUCAACGGGGGCCACUGUCCCUUACUAUGCCGAGGGGAACGUGGUGCCUGUCGCCACCGCCAGCUCCCUCAUUUUGCCUCCGGAGUACAGCACGUGGGGCUACCCCUAUGAGGCACCUCCAUCCUACGAGCAGAGCUGCAGCAGUGCCAACUCCAGCAUCAGCAACGGCAACUGACCUCCCCUGCUCUGAGUGCUGCUGGUGCUGCCCACCCCAGUGCCACGGUUCAGCUGCCUACACCGAGGUCUGCUACAGCACGAGGUGUCUCUAUCUCCCUGGCUGCUUGGUGGGGUAAAUGGCACAGCCCAGCCUGGGCUUUCUAAGUCUCUUUCUAGGGAGGGGGGUGGGAAAACCAAAAAGUGCAGCCAGAGCAGCCUGUGUGUGCAUAGGAGAGGUCUGGGAAACUCAACUGCUGCUGCACCAAGGGCUGGAGGACUGGUUUAGCCCCAGGCAUGGCCUCUGCAGCAGCCUGUGAUUAAAGUACUGUAGUCAACACUAACUGCUUUACUAUCAAAGCACCUGCGAUGCCUUAUCUGAAAUGCUCCUGACUUGGCAUGUCUCCACUGUAGGUGAAGGCUGGGCUGGGUGGACUUUCCUCUUGUCUUUAGGGGCCGUGUGCUCUCCAGAAGUGGUUUUGAGAACCCUGUCCUCAUAGGGCCUAAGGGUAGCUGAAACAGGAGGUUUCUUGGAGUGAGCAGGUUUGGAAGGUCACAGACUCAAGAGCCAAAAGUCCUCCCUGUACCUGUGCUGUGGGGUAAGGGACCUGCAGCCUUUGGUCCUUUCACAGUCUGUGGGGAAGAGAGAGCACGCUGUGGCACCCACUCCUAACCCAGGAGUCCCUGUGGAGCUGUGGAGGGAGCCCAGUGUUACCCUGGGUGCCCAUCACCCAGCCUCUGGCCUUUCUCAUCAGAGGGUGACUCUUUCCUCUGGAAAGCCCUGUAAGAGACAAUCCAUCCUGGCUCGCUGCAGGCUGCAUCACUUGGGAUGGGCAGCACUCGUCAGGCUGCAGUGAUGGGGCAUCCCAGAUCCCUAUGUCCCAUCUCCCACCCUGCAGGGUGCCUGCUCCAUCCCAGCUGCCUUCAGCAGGCCAGAAUUCCAUGACGAUCAAGUUAGAAAAGUCCUGUCUGAUGCUACCUCUGAGUCCCUGCACAUGGAAGCCCUUUCCUUUGGGAUGACCCUCCCUGGAGCCUCAGCCUGGUGUCUCACAGGAGCACCCAGCACAGCCAAGCCAGGGCACGAGGGUGCUUGGCCUGGGCGCUGCUCUGUGGGUGCUGGUUGACCACUUGCCUCCUGAGCUAGAUGAGGAGUGGGAGCACAAAGCUCUGCGCUUCUGGACCCAGCAGGUCAGGGGUGAAGCUCAUGGAUGGAAACCAACAUUUUUCUUCCUUGCUUCUCCCUCCUCACCUCCUUUUUUAAGCUUUUUUAGUAUCAACUGCCCAAGCUGAGGAAGCCACAACCUUAGGGCACGGCUGGUGCAGAGCUUGGGCCCCUCUGAGCACUGCUCUCACUCCAGGCAGUAUGUGACAAAGCUCUGGGGAGCAGCCCAGCCUCCCCUCCGCCCCGCACGCCCGCUGCAGCUGGGGACAAGCCUGCUUUGCACUCUUCCUUUGCAAAUGCUUUUAGUUUGGUUCAUUUUAAGUGUUGAACUGCUUUAAGGAUAGAGUAGAGAAGGUGCUGUUCUGAGCAGUGCUGGCACAGCACGCACCGCUGGUGAUAGAAUGAUUGUCAUUGUCCCCGAAUAUAUAUAUAUAUAUAUGAGAUGAAGUUUUGUUUUUAAUGAUUGAAUUCAGAAAUACAAAUUUUAAUGCUGUAUUUAAUAAAUUAUUCUAAGAGAAACGCUGUGCUUUUUCAUCCAUUGCUGAUGCUUAUCCAUGUGCCUCUUCAUGCCAAACCCAGGGAUGCACCGGGCUGGGAAGUGACAAAGUGAAGCACAUUUUUGCUCUGGCCACAGGAGAUGGUGACUUCUGCUGACACCCAGCACAGUGUAGCCUGCCCAGUGUCCCAAAGCCAUGGUCUGUCCAAGUGGCCCUCUCAGGCACCUCUCUCUGCUGUCCAACAGGAGAGGGAUGGGAGCACAGGCUCUCCUUUCAGGAUGGAGAUGGAGCAGCCAAGCCCUGGCUGGAGGGGCUGGACACCACCAGCCCCUGCCCUCUCUUAAAGAGCCAUUUGGAAUCAAUGUGUUAAAACUGGAAGAAGUUUCCUCCCCAGAUGCACAGUUUGGUGACACCAUGGCUGAGGUGUGCAGGUGCUGACUAAGUACUGUCACUGUGAGUAGCCCAAGGUGUGAGCUGGGUCUCGGACAUGAGGAUGUGGCUUCACUGCUCAAUUCAUGCUUCUGCACAGCUUUAUUAUUCCAGCCUCUCUCCUUUGCCUGCUGGUCUGUGCCUGCCAUCGAAAGCAUUCUUGAUAUGCAGGGGGUCAAAGGCAGGAACUUGGUUGUGAUGGUGCAGCUCUUCCCAGUGCUCUUCCUCUUCCUCCCAGUUACCUGAACCUGUUGUGCCUGGCUCAGCCCAUAGCUCCCGUGGCCUUCCUGGCUGUCAGCAGUUUGUAUCACUCCUUUCCUCAACCCAAACCCCUUCCACACCUCUGGACAAAUCCCAGGGAGCUGUCAAUGCUUCUGGCCCUCCUCAGUUGGCCUCACAUGCUCCUGGCCAAGAUAGGUCCAGGGGAGGCAGCCUGGGCUGGGGCUGGGUUCCCACUUCCUUGUUCUCCAUCCCUGGAGCUGAGCUGCUGGUGUCAUGUCCAGCCCAUGUUCCUCUCCUGGAAAACUUGGAUGCUGUUUGGUUACUGUGACCAGAGCCACGGGGAUGCCGUUCGACACCCUCAGCCAUGUCUGUCCUCCUCAUUUAACCUUUGCAGUUAGGAAUGCACCGCUCAGGGUGGAGACCAUGGCAAGGAGAGCCCAGUUGUAUCUCCCAGAGCUCCUGGGGUGCCCUGCAUCGCUGCAGUGCUCCCCUCUUCUGAGCCUGCUGUCCCAAAUCACAUUUACUACAACCUGGUCCUUCAGCACCUCUUGCUGUACAUGGAAGUCUCCUUGGCAAAGCAACAAAGGGGAUCAUAUUCUUCACUGAUGAGGAAUGUCCAUCUCUGCUGUGGAGGGAGCAGGAAGGAGUUGGAGCUGAACCUCACGGUGAUCCUCAUUUUGGAUGCUGGGGCUGGGCACACACAGCUCCUGCAGAGAAAUACCCCUCUGAGACCUGCAGGGAGGCUAAGGCCAGAGUGCAGCAGGUCCCAUCCUUGGUCAUGUUUCAUGGACCCCUUUGAUGGAUGGAAUUAGUCCAGCUCUUCAACCUGCCUGCGGUGGUGGCUGCAGUGCUUGGGGUGUAACAUGCACUGGGUGAACACAACGGGGCAGAUCCCAGUGUCUGGGUGUGUGUUCCCCUGGGAGAGAAACAGCAGCCUUGCUGCUGUCUCUCUCCUCUGCAGCCUCUCCAGCUUCAACCUCUAUGUCCUGGGGAGCUCCUGGAGGCCCCUGAGCCUCCCUCAGUCCAAAGGCAGGAAUGAAGAUGGGGAAAAAAGCCCCUUUUCCCAAACCCAGCUCUGGGUAUAAAGAACUCCAACCCACAGGGAUUCACUCACAUUCCUGGCUUUAAGCAGUUGGGUUCGGUUGUGUUGCAGUGGGGAAGCAGUGGGGCACUAGUGAGCCAAUAGUUUCCAAACUCAGCAUUCCAUGGAAAAUACCAAAAAAUCAUCUGCCUUUUUCCCUUUGCUGCUGCUUUUUUGUCCUUGUCCCGCUCUCCACAUGUGCUGCUUCCAUGUUUUGGGCAUUUUCAGUGCUGUUUGUGUCCUGCUAAACUCCGCUUUGGCACCUGAUGUCCCACUGCCUGCGGGAGAUGGGAAAGGGGACACAGGGGAUGCAAAGGCUCUUCUUUGUGUUGGACACUGACUCUCUUUCAGCUUUCCACUGAACCAACAUACUGCCUGCUAGGAACUUCCCUGUUGAGCCAGCACAAGAGGGGAGAUAAAGGGUGCUCUGGGCUCCGUUUGGGUUUUAUUCUCUUAGUUUUAGACAUUUCCAAUGUUCUGCAGCAGGAAUGUCCCAAGGAGAUACCUGGGGGAUAAAACCCUCCACACUCAGUGCCCAUUCUUGUACCCAUACCAGCGGCUGCAGUUCUUGAUUCCUGUGGUUCCCUUUCCAGAUGUGGGGGUUUUAUACAGCAUUUGAUGGCUCUGUUUAACCUCAGGCUUCGGUGCGAUUUGUAACGGGGUUUUGCAGUGGCACCCUCCAGUUUUACACGUUCAGCCCCGCUCCCGGGGCCUGUUUCUGCCCCGGGUUUUAAACCCCCCCAUGUAAAGAACUGGAGAAUGUAAAUAAAGAUCUUUUCUAA
Molecule: messenger RNA, 5482 nt
Organism: Melopsittacus undulatus (budgerigar)
Lineage: Eukaryota; Metazoa; Chordata; Aves; Psittaciformes; Psittaculidae
Gene: ARRDC1
Product: arrestin domain containing 1
Exons: 8
Coding region: 60-1331 (423 amino acids)
Biological process (GO): protein transport
Cellular component (GO): cytoplasm
Molecular function (GO): ubiquitin protein ligase binding; ubiquitin-like ligase-substrate adaptor activity
Source: RefSeq, a predicted model, not a curated record